Molecule: messenger RNA, 930 nt
Organism: Hyaloperonospora brassicae
Lineage: Eukaryota; Oomycota; Peronosporomycetes; Peronosporales; Peronosporaceae
Source: the annotation of a GenBank genome assembly
AUGGACACGACGUUGCUUGUGGGCGACGUCCAUAGCAACGGAGGCGACAUCGAUUCACUUCUGUCGAGCGAAUCGGGUGCAAGGAAAGAUUCCUCGCAGCGUCUGCACGAGCCGUACGAUCGCCAUCGCGCUCACGAUCUGCGUGCCGAGUGCUACCGCCGCGGCAUUCGCCCCAUAAAAAAGGGUCCUAACGCGAAUGAUAACAAAAAUGGGUACAUUGAGUUAUUGCGCAAAAACGACGGCCCUGUUUCGAAAACGCAAAGUACCCAAUCGUCGAAACAAGAGGAAGGCGAGACCGAAGACGACGAAAGCUUUCGUGAUGCCGGGGACGCCGUGAGCGAAGUCCAGAUCAUCACGAACAUGACGAGCAAGCGGAAACUACCGACAAUGACGAUGCAGACUCCGACUGCGGCGACGUCUGCAGCUGCAGCAGACCUGCAGGGUUUCUAUGAAGGAGGGCAGCCAAACCUUGUGUCCGUGCAGCCGAUGCAGUACCCUCCGACUUCGACAAAACCGUCGGUCAAUCCAACAACCGAUCUGGAGAUUCUUAGUGGGAUCGCUAAUUCCUACACACAGAGUGUGGCAGCCGAUGGACAAUUAUGUGGCAAUUGUAGAACGGUCGUCACGGAUCAGUUGAUGGAGUCCAUUCGAUUGGGCAAGACAAAGAUGCAGCUACAGGAGUGGCACAAGCUGAGUGAGCAACGGGAUCGAGAUACGCGCCAUUUAAAGCAGGUACUGGACAUUUUACAGGAUUUGCGGAAGUCUUACCGAGAAGCGCAGGUGCACGGCAUGAAUCACGACUUACUGGUAGAGCUGCAGGACGAUAUGGCGUUUUUCCAAAACUUGAAAGAACAGACGAAGGAGAGGAUGCGGCAAGCGAUGCGCGAAUCGCGUGAGCAUUCGACAAACAAGUCCAACGGCACGGCAUAA